AUGGCUGCCAAGAAGCUCGCACAGCUCCGCAUGGGGCAGAAGCCCGUCUACCUGCCCGAUUUUACCCUGACCCUCCUCCGCACGCCCUUCCUCCCCCCGACCUUCGCCAAGUUCAUUGUGCCGCUGCACCUCAACAAGCUCGACAUGCGCGACUACCUGUGGCACGCCUACGGUGUCAAGUGCGCUAACAUCCGCUCCUUUGUCCAGCAGCAAAAGGUGCGCCAGGAUGACCCCAACAGCAAGCGGCCCAUGCCGCGCCGCUGGUACCGCGGCCCCGCCAUUAAGAAGAUGACGGUCGAGAUGGACAAACCUUUUGUCUGGCCCGACGAGCCCAAGGAUUGGACGCCGUACGGACGCGACUUAUACAAAGCGGCCGAGGAGUAUUCGGAAAAGGAGCAGCAGAAUAUGAUGCCGGACGCUAUCUACGAGGGCCCCGAGGACAGGAAGACGCUGCACGAGCAGGCCGAGCGGCUACGCCGCGGCGAGGAGAAGUGGGAGCCGUCCCGGGCAUCGUGA
Molecule: messenger RNA, 516 nt
Organism: Lasiodiplodia theobromae
Lineage: Eukaryota; Fungi; Ascomycota; Dothideomycetes; Botryosphaeriales; Botryosphaeriaceae
Product: Lipase GDSL
Exons: 3
Coding region: 1-516 (171 amino acids)
Biological process (GO): mitochondrial translation
Cellular component (GO): ribosome; mitochondrial large ribosomal subunit
Molecular function (GO): structural constituent of ribosome
Source: RefSeq, a predicted model, not a curated record